Hydractinia symbiolongicarpus is the source of this 2974-nucleotide messenger RNA. RefSeq names its product exosome complex exonuclease RRP44-like. The coding region runs from base 24 to 2906 and encodes 960 amino acids. Gene Ontology annotation, cellular component: cytoplasmic exosome (RNase complex); nuclear exosome (RNase complex). NCBI's taxonomy places the organism in Eukaryota, Metazoa, Cnidaria, Hydrozoa, Anthoathecata, Hydractiniidae. The record is from RefSeq and is a predicted model, not a curated record. Gene Ontology annotation, molecular function: endonuclease activity; 3'-5'-RNA exonuclease activity; RNA binding. Gene Ontology annotation, biological process: rRNA catabolic process. The transcript is spliced from 28 exons.
GCCUUUGAUAGACAACUUUCAUCAUGUCAAGAAAUAUGUUAAAGUCAAAAGUUUUUUUGAAAAAAACUCGAAGAGGUGGUGUGGUAAAGAUUGUUCGUGAGCAUUACCUUCGUGAUGAUAUAUGGUGUGGUGCUGAAGAGUGCACUCAAUGUGAAAAUGAUAAUGCAGUUUUAAAUUCGUCUCCAGAUGUUGUGUCUAAAAUAUGUGAUUUUCCACAUUAUUUGAUUCUAGAUACCAAUGCUAUUCUGCAUCAGAUGGAUGUCUUGGAAGACCCUGUUUUUAAAAAUGUUAUUUUAUUGCAAACAGUUUUACACGAGGUAAAGCAUCAAAGCUAUACUGCAUACAAACGGAUCAGAGAACUUAUCUCAGUCAAAUCUCAGCGCUGCUUUGUGUUUAGUAAUGAGCAUCACAGAGAUACUUAUACAGAAAGAGAGAAAGGAGAAAGUCCAAAUGAUUACAAUGAUAGAUGUAUCAGACAUGCCGCUCGAUGGUAUGAUAAACAUCUAAAAGAAUUUGGAGUUAAUGGUAAUGGAGCAAAUCGAGCCUCCAUAGUUUUGCUGACAAAUGAUAUAAAGAAUAAAGAGAAAGCACAGGCUGAAGGCGUGGAAGUUUAUACAGUUCAUGAAUAUGUGCAAGGUUUACAAGGUCAUUCUUAUCUUGUUGAAAAGUUGGCGAAAAUACCAAAUUUUAACAAAGCUGGUGGAAAGGUGAUGUUUCCAGAGCAUUUACCCCUGUCAACCAUUCAAACAGGUCUUAAAACUGGUAAAUACCUUCAGGGAACAUUUUGUGCAAGCAGAGAAAAUUACCUUGAAGCAACUGUACGUAUUCCAGGUCGAGAGAGGGAGAUUUUUAUUCAAGGACUGCAACAUUUGAACCGUGGAAUACAAGAUGACAUUGUUGCCAUUGAAAUCUUACCUAAAAAAGAGUGGGUUGCGCCAUCUGCACUAAUACUCGAGGAAAAAGAUGACGAAUUAGAAGAAGAGGAACAAGAUCAAAACGUGGAGGAAGAGCUGAAAAAGCAGAAAAGAAUUACGGCAAAUUUAAAAGAAAGCGGGAAGGUUGUUGGUAUCAUAAAGCGUAAUUGGCGACCAUUUUGUGGAAUGUUAUCACCUAAAGGAAAUGCUAAGGGUCUGAAGCAUAUGUUUGUGGCUGCAAACCGUCAGAUACCACGUAUCAUGAUCGAGUCGAGACAAGGUGAAUUACUUCAAAACAAGAAAAUUAUUGUCAGUAUUGACGCUUGGCCUAGAAAUUCGCGAUAUCCGUUGGGUCAUUACGUUCGUGACUUGGGCGAGUGUGGAGAAAAAGCAACAGAGAAUGAAGUGCUGCUAUUGGAACACGACGUGCCACACUGUCCAUUUUCGCAACAAGUUUUGGAUGAUUUACCUGAAAUGCCCUGGGUUAUCACUGAACAGGAUUAUGCAAUUCGUCGGGACUUACGUAACUACAAUAUAUGCAGCAUUGAUCCACCAGGUUGCACAGAUAUUGACGAUGCUUUGCACUGGAGGAUGCUGGACAACGGAAAUUAUGAGUGUGGUGUCCAUAUUGCUGAUGUCACUCAUUUUGUCAAACCGAACACGAACAUGGACAAAGAAGCAGCACAUCGUGCUACGACAGUUUAUUUAGUGGAUCAGCGGAUAGACAUGCUUCCCGAAUUACUUAGCUCCAAUCUCUGCUCGCUUCACGAGAAAGUGGAACGGUUCGCCUUCUCUUGUGUUUGGGAAAUGACACCGGAUGCUGACAUAGUAUCAGUGGACUUCUUCAAAAGCAUAAUCAGUUCAAAGGCUGCUAUGACUUAUGCAGAGGCGCAAAUGAUAAUUGACGACGCCUCUCGGCAGGAUCAGAUAGCAAAAGGUUUGCGUCAUUUAAACGAACUUGCGAAAAAGUUAAAGCAGAAGAGGAUUGAUGCAGGAGCAUUGUCACUAGCUUCGACUGAAAUUCGCUUCAACAUUGACAGUGAAACGCAUGAUCCUAUUGAUCUGCAAUCAAAACAGCUGAGAGAAACAAAUUCAUUGGUCGAGGAAUUUAUGUUGUUAGCCAAUAUCUCGGUUGCUAAAAAACUUUACGAACACUUUCCACAACAUGCAGUGUUAAGAAAACAUCCCACUCCGUCUCCUGCGAUGUUUGAAACGUUGAUUAAAUCAGCAAAUAGCUUAAAAGUCGAUAUCGAUGCUUCUACUGGUCGCUCGUUACAACAGUCAUUAGAUGCUGCGAUAUUUCCUGACGAUCCAUACAAGAAUGUCAUGUUGCGUAUCCUUACAACACGAUCGUUGACUCAAGCUGUCUACCUAUGCUCUGGUACUGAGAAGUUUGAGGAUUUUAAACAUUAUGGUUUAGCAACACCGAUUUAUACUCACUUCACAUCACCAAUAAGAAGAUAUCCAGAUGUCUUAGUGCAUCGCUUAUUAGGUGUCGCUUGUGGAGCGUACCCAUCCAGUUCUGAUUUACUGAAUAUGCCAAUUGUACAAUCAGCCACUACACACUGUAAUUAUCGACACAAGAUGGCGCAAUAUGCAGGCCGUGCGUCUGUUAAUUUGCAUACACAAAUAUUUUUCAAAAAUCGCCUUACAAAUGAAGACGGCUACAUAUUAUUUGUUCGCAAAAAUGCUCUCCAGAUUCUUAUACCGAAGUACGGUUUAGAAGGGACAGUUUAUUUAUCGAAGAAGAAACAUACUGAGGGACCGUGCUCUUUUGAUGAGGAGAAAAUGUGUCAAACAGCUGGAGAUGUCACGUUACAAGUGUUCGACAAAGUCAUCGUUCAAGUGAGCAUAGAACAGAAAACAAUACAAACUACAGAAAUGCAACUAAAGCUAGUACAUCCACAGAUUCCUGGUUUGUCUGUACCACCCUUGAACAACAAGGCCACUAAAGAUGACGAACAACCGCCCAAAAAAAAGACGAGAAAAUAAUAAUUUUUUUUCAUCAAUAUAUAUGUAUGUGUGCUACAUUAACAAAAUAUAUUUUACAUUUUUAUAAA